AUGGCCACGCCGGCUGAUUCCUCCGACACCCUCAUCACCCCGUCUCCUGCCCACCACCACCACCACCGACCGUCCUCACCAAGGGCCAUGACAACCGAUGUCGAACUCUCCGUUCUCGAGUCCCCGCCCGUCGUCCCCAAACUCCUCCGCGAAGCCAGCGAUAUCACAUGGCAGGAAACCUUCGAGUCCACAAAAGACCAGGUUACUUUGGUCCGUCGGCGGGGCAUAUUCCGGCUGCAUCAUCAGCAACAGUUUAAAAAUAGUCUGUUGGCAAGUGUUGGCUACCUGGAGCUGGCCAAUGCCGGUGACUUUGCAGCCAACGUCUGGAAUGAAAUUCCUGUCCCGCGGUUUGCCGCAGUGCUCAUGGGCAUUGGUGGUACAUUGGCUUUGGCGAUGGUGCUGGUUGCGGUGCAGGACUUUCGGUUGAGCUGGAAGAACGUGAAGCUGCUACGAGCCGAGAGGACCCAUUUACAACGCCUGCGCCAGUAUCAUGACAAGAAUGUGGAACUGGCCCGACUGAUUGAUAGUCGGCUCGGGGUCAGUGUGCGCGAGCUGGGGACAGAAAUUGUGGACCGCAUUGUCAUGGACUUGCUGCUGGGCUUCGGGUCGAUUCUCGUCGGAGUAGGGACGUUGAUGGCGAUUGGCGGUGCCAAUCCCCGAGUCUUCAAGGCGAGCAACUUGCUUUCGGGGUACAUUGGUAAUGGCCUGGCUGCGUUGUUUGGACUGGCCAACGCCGCUUGGUCAGUCUGCUUGAUCUAUCGAUUCUGGUCGCACGAUGCCGCGGUUACUGCACGGGAGCCGAGCGACGACAUCCGGCGCCGGCUGCACGUGCGAUUCCGUCGCUUCCAGUGGCACGCCGUCGCCAAUGGCUUGAAUGGACUCGUGGCCGGUGCCGCCUCAAUGGUGACUGCCGAGCGCUGGUGGGGCUACGUCGUGCUCAUCCCAUGUAUUAUCUCGCUGAUCCUGUGCAACUAUUUCUGGCGCAAGAAGUUGGGCUACGACCGACCGCUGCUUAGCGAUAUCUCCCCGGCAAACGUGCAGUUAACGCCCAUCCUCGAGGACCUGGAGUAUGUGAUUGCGAUACAGCGCGGUCUAGCGGACCCGGACGCAUGCCUUCCGACCACGAUCCUCCAACUCGACUCGUUCGAGUCGAGUCUCAAUUUCAUCGUCCACAACCGCAUUCUCGAUGCCUACUGUGAAAGUCUCGCCCGCGACAAAAAGACCAGGCAUCUCCUCUCUGACAUGUCAACCCAAUCGAGCAUCCCUGAUCAAAUCACCCUCACCCCCGAGAUCAUCCUCCGACUCUCUGCAUCCUCCCGAUCAAAUCACACAUGCCUCUUGAACCACGCCCAGAGGUUCCUGAAAAAGACGGGAGUCCGUCUCUUAAUCGACCGCGAGCGACAUCUGCUUGAGCUUUGGGGAUUUGCCGUCUGGCAGGAUCAGACGACCACCCGGACAGAUACACCGGGAAGUAACAAAUAG
Messenger RNA from Penicillium alfredii, 1482 nucleotides. RefSeq lists its product as uncharacterized. Bases 1 to 1482 code for a protein of 493 amino acids. Lineage: Eukaryota; Fungi; Ascomycota; Eurotiomycetes; Eurotiales; Aspergillaceae. The record is from RefSeq and is a predicted model, not a curated record. The transcript has a single exon.